Messenger RNA from Geodia barretti, 2419 nucleotides. Lineage: Eukaryota; Metazoa; Porifera; Demospongiae; Tetractinellida; Geodiidae. The record is from the annotation of a GenBank genome assembly.
AGUGACGAUUUUGGCGUCGCUUUCGCUGCCACAGGGAAAAAUCUGAAGCAGCUUCCCACGAUUUCUCAUCGCCACAGAACGGCAGCAGUUUCGUUGGAUUUGCAAAAGUCUGACGGUUGAGCAUGGACGAGACUGGGCAGGAGGACACGCGGCCCGAGUCGGCUGACUCAGACGACGGUUCGGAGGAGGGAGGGUUCGUGGAGGUGACCCAGGAAGACGUCCAGAUGGCCUCGCAGAGCUGGGAGCAGCAGCGAGAGGUUCCGGCGGCCGUCGAGGAGGAGCUGGACCUGUACGGAGACGGGGACGGGGCCUCCGGGGAGAGUGAAGACGAGGAGAAGCCUCUCUCCCCACCUCCCUCCCCGGUUGACGCAGCUUAUGUGGGACAACUCGUCGAUUUCGGAGGUGGCUCCACACACCCUGAGGGAGAAGAGGAGAAUUUGCUGGUUGCUGGGCCUCCUGAGCCACUGGUUGCCACGGGAGAGUACAAUUUUGACGAAAUAUUGGGUGGUUCGCAAAACGACCAAACUGCCUCUGCAUUCGAAGGGGGUAGUGCCACGACCAACGAUCUUCUUGGUGACUUUGGUAGCAGUGAAGGUGUGGGUAGUGGUCUUGGUGGCGGCGAUGGUAUUGGCAGUGGUCUCGGUGGUAGUGACAGUGGCCUCGGUGGUGGCGACCCAUUUGAUGAAGCUCCCAGUUCGUCAGCAGCUGAUCCGUUUGGCUUCAGUGAAAUUGAGGACUCCAGUGUUCCUGAGAGAGACCCCACCCCUCCUCCGGAACCUGAACCUGUUCCGGUACGUGACCCCACCCCUCCUCCGCCUCCAGAACCUGAGUCUGUUCCAGAGCGUGACCCCACCCCUCCCCCACCCCCUCCCAAAGAUCCCACUCCGCCCCCACCUCCCCCAAAGGACCCCACUCCUCCCCCACCACCUCCAAAGGAGUCUCAUGGGGUGGAGGAAGUUACCCCACCCCAACCCCCACACUCCACUGCACCACAGAAAGGUCGCAAACCAAAGCCUAGUGGCUACCUGGAGUUUCUAAAGGUGCUCCAUCCACUGGUCCUGUAUGUCAUCUACUGGAGAGAGCUGAAGCUGAGUGCGGUGGUGCUGGGUGUGUGUCUGGUGGUUCUUCUCACCCUCACCCUCAACACCGUCCUCCACACCUAUGUCCUCCUCCUCCUCUCCUUCAUGGUCGUCUCCCUCACCUACAUCGUCUCCAAGGUCGUCAUCGACUCUUUCUACAACAAGAAAGUGAAGAACCCCUUCCAUACGUAUCUGGAGAAUGAUAUCACGCUACCAGAGGACGUGCUGAUGGAAUGGGCGGCUUACGUUAUCAGGAAAGCAGAGGUUGAGAUCAAUUGCCUGGUCAGACUACUCCUGUUUGCCAACAUCAAACACUCCCUGGCCUUUGGAGUGUGUUUGUGGAUGGCUUCCUUCGUCACUAACUACUUGACCCUCCUCUCCACCAUGUUUCUCCUGGUGGGUGUGGCCUUCACUGUCCCGCGAGUGUACUAUCAGUUCCAGUCUCAGAUAGACACCCACCUUGGCUCCGCCCUCUCCAAGCUAGGAGCUGUCACCAAGAGGUAGAGUGUCAGGACCAAAUUUAGAAAAUACUCCUAAAAAUAGAACAUUCUUACAUAAUUAUGCUGGUCCUAUAGUUUAAUUUAAUUACAGCUACAUUUCCUCUAACAGCUCAUUUUACUCCAUUCCCUCCCUUCAUCCCUCCCUCUCCAGAGUGUUAUCGUAUGUGCCACUAGGAGGAGGGAAGAAGAAGAGUGAAUAGCAGUCGAGCCAGCUAAUGUAUGUAUGUAUAUGUAAUCUCUGACUCUGCAGCAGUCAUACAGUUUUAAGACAUUGUAAUAAUAGAGUGUGUGUUUCUGUAGUCACUGCAGUUGUAAAAAAUGGCACAAUCAUUAUCAGCAAAGCUUCGCCAUUUUGUAGUGACAUAAGCACAUGGCAACUUUUACAGUUCCGCCUCACAUCAUUUUAGAGGUUAGUAUGAUUUCUAAUGAUAGUCAGUUGCACCAUCUUGCAUUGUCCUUGCAUUUGCCGGCAAACCAUGCAUGCAUGAGGCGAUCAGUGGGUGUGGCAGUGGGCGGGGUCUGGAGGGAGAGGGCUGGGAUCAGUCGGUGGAAGUUCCUGCUCUCGACGUGUUCCAGGAACGCCUCCUUCAGCACCAGAGACAGCUCUGGAGUCUGACAUGAUGGGCACAACUGACAGAACUGGAGGAGAGAGGGGUCGGGCAAGGCAGAGGCAAAGCAUGCGAGUGAAAUAAGGAAGCCGUCUUGGUAUAUGUGGCAGCUGAGAUUGUGAUGUAGUGGACUGACCGUUGCUGGAGGUGCAGCAGAACACGAGGAACACGAGCCAUUCCAACACUGAGGCAGAGGUAGCUGGGUGUCCCUGUCGCUGACCAACACCACACU